Messenger RNA from Drosophila montana, 2180 nucleotides. It is a transcript of the gene bin, whose product is annotated as biniou. The coding region runs from base 123 to 2120 and encodes 665 amino acids. Gene Ontology annotation, molecular function: DNA-binding transcription factor activity, RNA polymerase II-specific; RNA polymerase II cis-regulatory region sequence-specific DNA binding. NCBI's taxonomy places the organism in Eukaryota, Metazoa, Arthropoda, Insecta, Diptera, Drosophilidae. Gene Ontology annotation, biological process: animal organ morphogenesis; regulation of transcription by RNA polymerase II. The record is from RefSeq and is a predicted model, not a curated record. Gene Ontology annotation, cellular component: nucleus. The transcript is spliced from 4 exons.
AGCCGCGCGGUUCUAUCCAUUACGGAACGGAUAAAACUGUUAAGAAAAUAAGAAAAAUCAAACGACUUCGGUGCGUCCAACUAGAAAAUAAAAGAAAAAGAUUAAUAAUUCCAUUAAAGAAAAUGAUCAAAAGUGAAGAAGUGGCAUCCGACCUGAACAGCCGCACAAUGGGCGUUGAUCAGCUGGGCGGGUUUGUGAACGGCGCCCACUAUCACCACCAUCAUCCGCACCUUCACCUGGGCAGCGCACAGCACACACACGCGCAUCCGCACGCACACACCUUCACGCAUCACACGCCCACGCACUUGUAUCGCGCUGGGAACACGCUGCCCGCUGGCAGUUUCCAAUUGAUGGGCGGCGAUUCACCCACAGAGCUGGUGGAUGAGAAGCCCAACAUUAGCUACAUGGAUCGCAAGUUCUAUGCAUCCACGGUGGAUGGCAAUGUCACGCCCACCGCCCAACAGCAGCAACAGCAGCAGCAGCAACAGCAGCAGCAGCAGCAGCAGCAGCAGCAGCAGCAGCAUUACGGGCUGAGUGCGCUGCACAGCAUGGGCACGCCGCCGGCUUCGUCGAGUCCGAUACCAGCAUAUGGCGUGCUAAUGACCGCCCAUUCGGUGGGCUCGGUAUCGCCCAAUUCCAGCUCCAAGACGCCCACCGAUCAGGAGAUGUACGUGAGCUCGUCGGUGGUGAAGCCGCUGCAGCUGCAGCCGAUGAAUCAUCAGUACACCUCCACCAUCAAAUACUGCUCCAACAAUACCAUACUGAGCGCCAACGACUACCACCAGCUGGCCAUGCCCGAGGCGGAGCAGCAGCAGCAGCAGCAGCAGUCGCAGCAGCAGCAGAACUCUCCGGUGUCCGGCAGCUAUUUGCCGCGCAUGUCAUCGUCGCCCACGCAGGUGAUAGCAAAUGCCCAUGGACACGGCCUGCCCGUAAUGAACUACUCGAGUGCCAGCUCCUCGCCAGCCAAGUCGCUCAACGGCUCCGAGACGACGCCAACGAAUGGCACACAUGAGAGCUCCAGCACGGCGCAGUCCAAGGCGACGGGCUCCAGUGCACGGGAUAACAGCACGCCGGAUACGACCAAGAAGUCGGGCACUCGUCGGCCAGAGAAGCCAGCUUUAAGCUACAUCAAUAUGAUCGGACAUGCCAUCAAGGAGUCGCCCACGGGCAAACUGACGCUCAGCGAGAUCUAUGCAUAUCUGCAAAAGAGCUAUGAAUUCUUUCGCGGACCCUAUGUCGGCUGGAAGAACUCGGUGCGUCACAAUCUCAGCCUGAACGAGUGCUUCAAGAAGCUGCCCAAGGGCAUGGGCGUGGGCAAGCCCGGCAAGGGCAACUACUGGACCAUCGAUGAGAAUUCGGCGCAUCUGUUCGAGGAUGAGGGCAGUCUGCGACGUCGUCCGCGCGGCUAUCGCUCCAAGAUCAAGGUCAAGACCUAUGCGGUCAAUCCGAACAGCUUCUACAGCGGCAGCUACGCAGAUGCGGGCAUGGACACGGCCAACUUCUAUGCGACGCCCACCUAUGCCAGCUACGACUACAGCGCUGCGGCCGGAGGAGGUCCUGCGUCGGCUCAGGGCUUCGGCGAUGCCUGGAACGUGCAUGCGGCGCACAGCGGCGCGCCAGCCGUGUCCGUGGGCACCCUGCCCCAGUACUCAAACAUAACCUGCCUGACGUCGGUGGGCAAUAAUCUGAACGGGUCACCCACUCCGCCAUUGGCGCACUCGGCGCUGGGCAUGUCCUCGACGGCGGGCCCCUCCAGUUCGCCGGUGUCGGCGCUUCAAAGUGAUUAUGCGCCAGCCGCCAGUCUCGUGGCCGCGGGCUACUCCUAUGCAACAAGUGGCGGCGGCUUGGAUAACGGUCUGCGCUCCAUGUCGCUGCAGCAGCUGCCCGGCCUGUCCUCAAUCCAGACGGGACAGUCGCAGUCGCACCAUCAUCAUCAUCCGCAUCAUCAUCCGCAUAAUGGUCAUCAUCAUGGAAGCAUGACGCCGCCGCCAUCGCAAUCGGGCAACCAUGGCACAGAUCGCUCGCCCAUCGAUCUGAAACCGGUUUACCUGACGCCCAUGACCCCGCCCCCGACAUCGGUGAACGGCGGCUACUACGAGACAAUCAAAUAUUCGAAUUAGUGCAGCCCGAUCUUAUUGGGCAUUACUCCCCUACAUACAUAUAUAUAUAUAUAUGUAUGA